Messenger RNA from Salvelinus sp. IW2-2015, 978 nucleotides. RefSeq names its product ras-related protein Rab-11B. The record is from RefSeq and is a predicted model, not a curated record. Lineage: Eukaryota; Metazoa; Chordata; Actinopteri; Salmoniformes; Salmonidae. Gene Ontology annotation, biological process: constitutive secretory pathway; regulated exocytosis. Gene Ontology annotation, molecular function: GTPase activity; GTP binding. Gene Ontology annotation, cellular component: recycling endosome; Golgi apparatus.
GACUCCUCCCCAGUGCAGAGUUCGGAGAUCUCUCUUCCUGCGGUCAGCCUUGUUUGACAGGCAACAUUGGCGCAUUGUUUCACACAUUUAUAAAAACAAUUAUCCCGUACAUACCGAUAAUUCAGAGGCAUACAGUUUUGCACAUUAUUUUCGGGAACAAGCGCUGGAGAGGCCUCGUCUAGAAUGGGGAACAGAGACGAUGAAUACGAUUUCUUGUUCAAAGUUGUGCUAAUUGGGGACUCUGGCGUCGGGAAGAGUAACUUGCUCUCUCGGUUCACACGGAAUGAGUUCAACCUUGAGAGUAAGAGCACCAUCGGGGUGGAGUUUGCCACCCGCAGCAUCCAAGUGGAUGGGAAGACGAUAAAGGCCCAGAUAUGGGACACGGCUGGACAGGAACGUUACAGAGCCAUCACCUCCGCCUAUUACAGAGGGGCAGUGGGUGCUCUCCUAGUGUAUGACAUCGCCAAGCACCUGACCUAUGAAAAUGUGGAGCGGUGGUUGAAAGAGCUGAGAGACCAUGCAGACACCAACAUCGUCAUCAUGCUGGUGGGCAACAAGAGCGACCUGCGCCACCUCAGGGCCGUGCCCAUGGAUGAGGCCCGGGCUUUUGCAGAGAAGAACACUCUAUCCUUUAUUGAAACUUCAGCCUUAGAUUCAACAAAUGUAGAGGAAGCUUUCAAGAAUAUCCUUACAGAAAUCUAUCGCAUCGUAUCGCAGAAGCAGAUCGCUGAGCGGUCCGCCCAUGAUGAGUCCCCUGGAAACAAUGUGGUGGACAUAAGUGUUCCGCCCACCACGGACCAGAAAGGGAACAAACUGCAGUGCUGUCAGAACCUGUAACCCAUAAUGACGCUUACCUUUCUGUCAUCUCAAAGUGUUGUGGCGCAAACAUUCUUCAUUUUGUGUAAUAUACUUUUGUUUUUGAUAGCUUGUCAACUCACAUUAUAUUAAUGCCAUAAAAUAAAAUUUUACAAUAUUACA